This is a messenger RNA of Paramecium octaurelia, 2988 nucleotides long. The record is from the annotation of a GenBank genome assembly. Lineage: Eukaryota; Ciliophora; Oligohymenophorea; Peniculida; Parameciidae.
AUGCUAUACACUUCCCCCAGUCAAGCCCGUAGCUCAAGUGCCUACUCCGUCAGACUCCCAAACAUGUCUCAACUCAUAAACCACUCCUCCUUUACUCCCAACUUCCAAUUCAACUCUCCCGUCAGAUCCUAUCUCAAAACCAACGAGAUCAAGCAACGCAAACUACAGCAUCACUCCGUUGUAGCCAAACUAACCGACAUCAUCAACAAUCAAAAUCCCAAAAAGAUCCCUCGCAAAAGUUUACAAUCUGUCAAUCGUCGCACUUCUGCAUAUUGCAUCACUGAUAAGACUCAGAUUUUGUGGGAUUCCCUCAAAGUCAAAUUUGAACACGAGGCCUCAGAUCAACUCUAUGAUUUGCUACUUGAAUUACUCAAACAAUCUAAUCAUUUACAAGUAGAAAAAUAUACACUUCCAAUACACACCAAAUAAGAAUUCACUAGAUUUAAACACAACUUCAUACUCACCUUCCUCAUGGAACCCAACCUACUCAAAAUCAUUCACAAACUAGAACAAUUUAGACAACCACUCUUGAAUCCCCCCUCUCUCUAUCAAGAAUUGAGAGGCUAUUCAACUAUCAGCCAAAUUGUCGACUUGUUGUACCAACAACUCCUCAAGGACAUUACCCUAUAACCAUUCCUGAUUCCGUAUCCAGAAAGGGAUUUCAAACAAUUCGCAAUUCAGUUAAUCACCAACCUAAUACAAUCACAAGGGAAUAGCACUGAACUCAGGAUUCAACUCCAUCAAUUUUCCGAACUCCACAAACUAAAUCAUGUGCAUUUCACCUAAUUUAAAAUCCUUUUCUACAAAAUUCUCAUCCAAUUCUCAAUCAAUGAAAGAGCCAUUCGUAAGAUAUUAAAAAUCAUCGACUCUUAUAAAUCAUCAAUUCUGAGAGCAAAACCAAUCAAAAAUUACUUAAUCGAAAAUUGUAUACUAAUUCAUUCAUAUUCUAGCUGACUUAUUGCCACUUAUGGUUGUAGACACCAAAAACUAAGAAUAUCAAAAAAAAUAAAUCAUGUUGCUUCUAGAAUAUAUCACAAACAAUCAUUCAAGAGCUAUUAAAAAGGAUGACUUGCUCAUGCUCAACAUCAAUCAAAACGUUUGCCAAGCAAUCAUCUCAACUCUUCAAUCACUCAAACCCAACCAUCUAAUAAUGCAAGACUUUACCUAAGAUUUGAGAUCGUGUCUUAGUUAGAAUUAUACUAUCCCAUCUCGCUUACUCGACAAAUUAGCCAAGAAAUUGAACUAAGUGCCUUUCUAUGCUACCAUUUACAAAGUAUCCCUAUCUAUUAAAUUAAGGAACACUCCAUAGAUUGGAAAAAACUCACCAAAAUUGAAAUCGACUUCAUUUCAUAAAACAGAACUCAUUUUAGAAAAAAAGAAAUUCAAUUAAUCCACAAGAGAUUUAAAAUUACUAACGAAAUUUUUGAUUCCUACAUUUAAGUAUCAUUUUGCUCUAAUUUUUUAAGAAUAUCCAAGAUAUUAUGGGAGUCUACAGCCAGAAUCNAUAAACCACUCCUCCUUUACUCCCAACUUCCAAUUCAACUCUCCCGUCAGAUCCUAUCUCAAAACCAACGAGAUCAAGCAACGCAAACUACAGCAUCACUCCGUUGUAGCCAAACUAACCGACAUCAUCAACAAUCAAAAUCCCAAAAAGAUCCCUCGCAAAAGUUUACAAUCUGUCAAUCGUCGCACUUCUGCAUAUUGCAUCACUGAUAAGACUCAGAUUUUGUGGGAUUCCCUCAAAGUCAAAUUUGAACACGAGGCCUCAGAUCAACUCUAUGAUUUGCUACUUGAAUUACUCAAACAAUCUAAUCAUUUACAAGUAGAAAAAUAUACACUUCCAAUACACACCAAAUAAGAAUUCACUAGAUUUAAACACAACUUCAUACUCACCUUCCUCAUGGAACCCAACCUACUCAAAAUCAUUCACAAACUAGAACAAUUUAGACAACCACUCUUGAAUCCCCCCUCUCUCUAUCAAGAAUUGAGAGGCUAUUCAACUAUCAGCCAAAUUGUCGACUUGUUGUACCAACAACUCCUCAAGGACAUUACCCUAUAACCAUUCCUGAUUCCGUAUCCAGAAAGGGAUUUCAAACAAUUCGCAAUUCAGUUAAUCACCAACCUAAUACAAUCACAAGGGAAUAGCACUGAACUCAGGAUUCAACUCCAUCAAUUUUCCGAACUCCACAAACUAAAUCAUGUGCAUUUCACCUAAUUUAAAAUCCUUUUCUACAAAAUUCUCAUCCAAUUCUCAAUCAAUGAAAGAGCCAUUCGUAAGAUAUUAAAAAUCAUCGACUCUUAUAAAUCAUCAAUUCUGAGAGCAAAACCAAUCAAAAAUUACUUAAUCGAAAAUUGUAUACUAAUUCAUUCAUAUUCUAGCUGACUUAUUGCCACUUAUGGUUGUAGACACCAAAAACUAAGAAUAUCAAAAAAAAUAAAUCAUGUUGCUUCUAGAAUAUAUCACAAACAAUCAUUCAAGAGCUAUUAAAAAGGAUGACUUGCUCAUGCUCAACAUCAAUCAAAACGUUUGCCAAGCAAUCAUCUCAACUCUUCAAUCACUCAAACCCAACCAUCUAAUAAUGCAAGACUUUACCUAAGAUUUGAGAUCGUGUCUUAGUUAGAAUUAUACUAUCCCAUCUCGCUUACUCGACAAAUUAGCCAAGAAAUUGAACUAAGUGCCUUUCUAUGCUACCAUUUACAAAGUAUCCCUAUCUAUUAAAUUAAGGAACACUCCAUAGAUUGGAAAAAACUCACCAAAAUUGAAAUCGACUUCAUUUCAUAAAACAGAACUCAUUUUAGAAAAAAAGAAAUUCAAUUAAUCCACAAGAGAUUUAAAAUUACUAACGAAAUUUUUGAUUCCUACAUUUAAGUAUCAUUUUGCUCUAAUUUUUUAAGAAUAUCCAAGAUAUUAUGGGAGUCUACAGCCAGAAUCUAGUAAGUCGUAUAAAUCACUAUAGAGAUUGGAUAGUUACUGAGAAAAACAUUUGA